AUGGGUCCUAAACCCAUUAAUUCUAAACCACAAUUAGGCGAAUGUCUUGGAAAAGGUGCUGUUAGUUCGGUAUAUAGAGCUUUGAAUUGGGAGACUGGAGAGGCUGUUGCCGUUAAACAGAUUAAGCUUAGCAGUAUACCGAAAUCAGAACUAACAUUUAUAAUGACCGAAAUUGAAUUGCUAAAAAACCUUAAUCACCCGAAUAUCGUAAAAUAUAAAGAUUAUGUCAAAUCAAAGGAACAUUUGAAUAUCAUAUUAGAAUUUUGCGAAAAUGGAUCUCUACAUAAUAUUUGCAGAAAAUUCGGAAAGUUUCCUGAAAAUCUCGUCGCUGUAUAUAUUAAACAAGUUUUGGAAGGUUUACGUUACUUACAUGAUCAAGGUGUUAUACAUAGAGAUAUUAAAGGUGCAAACAUCUUAGCAACUAAGGAAGGUUUUGUGAAACUUGCAGAUUUUGGAGUUGCAACGACGAAAAGUGAUUCGAAUGUUGUUGGUUCACCGUAUUGGAUGGCUCCUGAAAUAAUUGAAUUAUCAGGAGCAACUACAUCUUCAGAUAUUUGGAGUGUAGGGUGUGUUGUUGUUGAACUUUUGGAGGGAAAACCUCCUUAUCAUCAUCUUGAUCCUAUGCCCGCUCUUUUUCGAAUAGUUCAGGAUGAACAUCCUCCGCUACCAGAAACCGCGUCACCCGUUGUUAAGGACUUUCUUAUGCAAUGCUUUCAAAAGGAUAGUAAUCUUAGAGUUUCGGCUAGAAAAUUACUUAAACAUCCUUGGAUAGUUAGCAUUCAAAAAAAGAGUGGUGAUACUUUAAAACAACCAAAAUUACCAACGGAAUAUGCGGAAGCUGUAAAAAGUGUACAAGAAUGGAAUGAAGCUUUAAAAGGUGCAAAAUUUAAGCCUUCGUCACCAUCUCAUCGACGCAGAAGAAGUGAAUCUUUAAGAUUGACAGCUACUAUGCCGACAAAAUUAUCAAAACAUCAAUUUCAUCAAAAUUCACCUUUUGGCAACGGUAAUUCACCCUCAAUGACCGAACUUCCGCCAAAAAUGCCAGAUCUUACUCCGCAAGUCGAGAAUAGUGAUCUGGUAAAUUUAAUGCCGUUUAAUAAUUCUUCAGAUUUGAUUACACCAUCUGCAACAUCAUCAAGCCAACAACCUAAUCGUCUUUCAGUAACUAUUGAGCCUGAAGACGAAGGAGAUAAUUGGGACGCUGAUUUUGUGGAUUCGAUACCUUUUGCAAAAAUUGCAGAUAUACAGAGUAAACAAUUGAAUCACAAGUCAUCUGAUGAGGAUAAUGCACAAACUAUUCGGCCUGGUCGAUUUAAAAGCGGACGAGAUAAGAGUAAAAAAUCAACGGUAUCUCGUGAUGAUAAAGGUAAUAAACUGCAUGAAAAAACCCCCUUAGAUAAUAAGGAGGACAAUUUUCAAAAGAAAGUAUCAUCAAAUAAUAAAGUCAAUAAACAUCAAGAAAAGAUCCUUCGUGAAAACAAACAACAGGAAAUAGCUCGAGAUAAGAAUGAACCAGAGAAAGAGAAGAUUGAGAGAAUUGCAGAUGCUAUAGUUGAGGACAAAUCUGAAGAAAAGGACAAUUGCUGGGAAUCCAUGCAAGAUACGGUUUUUCGUAUAAAAUCAAAAAAUUCGGACAAUUCAAAUAACACGGAAUACACCAAAGUGUCGCUUGCCAAACCACCGCUUGUUUCGUCGGUUGCAAAAUCCAUAGAAACAUCAAAAAAUAAUAAAACAAUAACAGAAAAUCCAGCAAUAAAAUCGAUAAUUAAACAUCAUACUCGUGCGCAUAGUGCCAAUUCUAUACCAAGUCCAAUUAGUUCCUCUCAGAACGGUACAAAUGUCAUGGGUAGUAAACAACUUCCACCAUUACCGACACACAAAUCCACAUCGUCCACGGUAUCUGCGACAGCCACUAGUUUACCAUCAAGAAGAACUGCCUUGUCUCAAAUCGAAAUGUCUCCAAAACAGCAAGCCUUUAAUAGAGUGGCUGUAACUCCACUUCCAAUGUUGUCUCCCGAAGAAGAUUCACAAAAUUCAAAUGAUCCAUUCGCAGAGAUGGAGGAAAAUUUUGAAGAAAUGGAUAUAAAUGCACAUAUUGCCAUGGAUAAGUAUGCGCGCGCUUGUUCGCGAUUAGAAGAGUUAAUUAAUGCUUUACAACCUAAUGAAAGCGAGGAUCGAUUGGUAAUCUCAUGUGUUCAAAUAAUUGAUUUAUUGACGGAACAUAAAGAGCUUAAAAACCACUUUAUCAUCUUUCAUGGUGUAAUUCCAAUCAUAGAAAUGCUGGAAAUAUGUUCAUACGCAAGCGUUCUUUCAAGAUUACUCAAAAUAGUCAAUAUAAUUAUUGCAAGUAAUAUUAAUCUUCAAGAAAACCUCUGUCUUGUGGGUGGAAUACCUGUUAUUAUGAACUUUACUUCGAAGCGAUACCCUUAUGAAAUUCGUGUUGAAGCUGCCAUAUUUAUACGUCAGAUCUGUCAUACAUCACCUGUUAUUCUUCAAAUGUUUAUUUCUUGUCGAGGUUUAAAAGUUCUUGUCGAAUUUUUGCAAGAAGAUUAUAACGAACACAAGGAAUUAGUAUGGAUAGCAGUGAAUGGAAUAUAUGGAGUAUUUGAACUUCAGAGUCCAACUCCGAAAAAUGAUUUUUGUAGACUAUUGGCGAAAAAUGGACUAUUGGAUCCAUUAGCUAUCAUGCUUCAUCAUGUAAUUUUGGAUAAGGAUCCAGCUGCUGGUGUGUAUGUAGAAAGAAUUGUUAAUAUAUUGUUAAUGUUCUCACAGGGUGAUGCAUAUGUUAAAGAAGUCAUGGCAACACGAACAAGGAUUGUCACUAGAAUAUUUGAUAGUUUAGACAAAUUGCCACAAAACCUUGCUGUAGCUAUGCUUAAAUGUAUAAAGAAUAUUUCAAUGAAUUCAAAUACUUUGGAAGCUUUACAGAGAGCAAAAGCAAUACAAGUUCUUACUACAAUAUUAGAUAAUCAAGGACCACCUUAUGUGACUGAAAUUUCUAACCAAGUACUUAACACAAUGUUUAAUCUUUGUCGAAUCAAUAAAUCACGGCAAGAAGAAGCUGCAAAGGCUGGAAUUAUUCCUCAUUUGCAAUAUUUUGCAUCUAAUAAAACACCUCUUAAACAGUUUGCAUUACCAAUACUUUGUGAUAUGGCUCAUACUGGACAAGGUUGUAGAGAUUUGUUAUGGAAACAUAAUAUUUUACAACUUUAUCUUGAUUUGUUAGUUGACCCUUUUUAUCAGGUGAAUGCUUUAGAAGCGAUUCUUGCAUGGAUUCAAGAUGAAACAUCUAAAGUUGAAUCAGUACUUCUUUUACCAAAAAGUAUUGAACUUAUCUUGGAGGCGUUCAUUAUGGCCAAGGCGAAUUCAUUUGAAAAUAUCCUAGAACCAUUGCAUAUAAUUACUCAGUUAUCAACAUCUGUCGCCUUUGCACUUGCGCAACCAAGAUUCUUUAAGCGUUUAUUACAUCGACUUGGACAUCCAAAACCAGUUGUAAGAUUAAAUUUAUUAAGAAUAUUAAGAUCUAUAUGCGAUGUACACCCACAGCGUGAAGCUAUAGCUGAACGAUAUGGAUUAUUUGAGAUCACUUCUCGUAUGAGUAGGGAGGAUCCUGCUGUAUUGAUACGAGAGCUUGCCAGAGAGAUUUUAUCCCAGGGAUACUUUUCUACUUCAAUAACAAAGAAAAAAUCUAAUAAUGAAAUAGCAAUUAAUCAAAAAGAACCUAUAAUAGCAGAAGAGACUGAUGCAAAUGUGGAUCAAUUCCAUCUGAACCACAAGCGUAAUAACACACAAGCAUCUAUUAAUGGAUCUCGAAGACGUGCAUUAUCAUCACCCCCAUCAUCAUAUACGCCAUCUACCUUAAUAUCAACUACACAACGUCCGUUAUCAGUGACCUCGUUAUCACCAUCUCUUGUAUCAUAUCAACAAGAAAGAAAAUCAAGCGCAUCAUCAUCACAAUCAAUCAAAACUCCACCAUCAUCAGUUACAUCAAUGUCGUCUUCACAAAAGAAACAUCGAAUGUCUUGGUCAUCACAAAUACCGGUGCCGGAAGCCACUGAUGCUGAAUGUUCAACUACUGAAGCAUCAACAAACACACCCAAUGAAAACGGGACAAGACUUCAGCAAAUAAGUUCAACUUCAAACGUAUCUACGGCAUCGUUGGAUUCAGCAUUACCAUUUCCAUAUCAGCAUAUAAGAAAACGUGAUAGCUCUAGAAAAAUUAGGGCAUUGUCACAUAAUCGAAGUUAUAAUAAUCAAAACAUUAAUUCAAUUGCGGAACAUUACCAAAAUCGUGAUAGUUAUUCUACUGUAAAUUUAAGUUCGAGCGGCAUGAACAGAAAUGUAAGUGAGGCAGGAAGCGUGAACGGAUCAACUAACAGUUCCUUAUCUAAGUCUUCACAUCCUGGUGGUGUGUUAGGUUGGUUGAAAAGGAGGGUUAGUAAGGAUCACAGUUCGUUGGGAAAAUCCGGAAAAACAAAAAGUAUUAAGAAAGCGAACUCGAAAAGUAAAUUACAGGAGUCAAUUAUUGUCCUUAGUGAUGAAAAGAGCGAGGAAAAAUAA
Messenger RNA from Racocetra persica, 4560 nucleotides. The record is from the annotation of a GenBank genome assembly. Lineage: Eukaryota; Fungi; Glomeromycota; Glomeromycetes; Diversisporales; Gigasporaceae.